Messenger RNA from Rhodofomes roseus, 1492 nucleotides. RefSeq lists its product as uncharacterized. The record is from RefSeq and is a predicted model, not a curated record. The transcript is spliced from 3 exons. Lineage: Eukaryota; Fungi; Basidiomycota; Agaricomycetes; Polyporales; Fomitopsidaceae. The coding region runs from base 25 to 1233 and encodes 402 amino acids.
CGACGCUCAUGCCUCUCGCCCAACAUGUCCGUCUCCCCACCCAUUCGUCGCUACUCGUCGACGAGCUCUAGCAGUCGCGAAGACCUCAUCAACCAGUAUGAGGCCGAGGAAGAGCGUAUAAUCAACGUGCUCUCGCGGAAACUCGAGCGGCUUCGGGAGGAGAAGAUUGCCCUCGAGAACACGCUCGAGGCCGAGUCGGAGAACCAUGUCAACAGGCUCUCCAGGGAGAUAUCUGCUCUGCGACUAGCCCAGCAGCAGCAAGCACAGGUCAAUGGCAACGGCAGCGGCAGCAUCUCCCCAGUCGACACCCGGCUGGGCAUGCAGACAUUUCUGGGCUAUCGGAACCCCGCUCAACCGACCACAGAGACGAUGCUUGAGGCGAUGCGCAGGGAGAACGAGCAGCUGAGGACGAGACUUGUCGAAACCGAGCGCGACUACAUUCGCGUUACACGGUUGAACGAGAUCUAUCGUGAGGAGCUAAUUGAGCACAGGAGGCGGUUGGGCCUACCGGUUGACAAUCUCAUAGGCCUCGCAUCCCCCGAUCCCUACUCCCAACCCACCCACCGCCGAACUCCCUCAUCUACCUCUUCUCCAUCCACCUCUAUCCUGAUCAUCCCAAGUCCUCAACACUCGCAGAGUUCACGCCCGACGCCAGUACCGAUCCCGCGUCCGCCAUCGCAGAUACACCGCCCAGUCAACGCCAUGUCCGAAGCCAAUACGCCAUUAUCGCACUCGCCAUCCUCUGUGUCCUCCUCUUCGCCCUUCCCGCUCUCCCCGCCUUCCGCCUCUCCUAUGCCCACCAGUUACGCUAGUGCCACUACGAACCUUACAACGCCUCCCUCCUCGGCAUCUCUCACAUCAAACCCGCCCGGUCCCUAUCCAGGCGCCGCCACAACCCUCUCUUAUCCAUCGGUACCGCCACCGUCACUCUCGUCAUCCUUCGGCUCCCCGUCUACGACAUACCACAUCAAUGCUAUGUAUUCCAGGCGAGAGAGCGUGGACAGACGGCCUGCGGAAUCUGGGAGCUUCAGCCGCAGUCAGAGCCAGGGGCACAGUCGACGUGCCAGCGUCGAGCGGGGCGCGCGAGUUGCAGAGACCGGAUCCCUUCUGCCACGAGGACGCGCGGCGCGACAGGAGAGCGUGCAAGAGUCGCCCGAGGAGGCGGGCGCAGAGGCGAGCUUGUCCUUGAAUGGCGGAACGGCUCAUCUGCCCAACGGGGACGGACCGAGCUGACUAUCUGCUCGGUUCUGGAGAUGACGAGGAGGUGCGGGUGGUGAUUGGAACGACGAUCGGCGCGAUCGGCCACGAAGAUUCAAGCUUCAGGACUUGCGUCCGCGUUCAUGUAUGAAUAGCCGCUGUAACCAAGCUGUAACUUUCCUCCGCCAAGAUUCUGCAAAAAGGCUCUGACCCGGACAAGAACUUGUAUUUGUAUACGACGCAUCAUCGCCGAGCCCCGUUAGCGUAGCCCAAUAAUAAUGUCCGUUCACCAGUA